AGAAGAACGAUGUUUUGAGAACAUCGAAUCGAAUCGUUUUUCCAAAGUAGACUUGUUGUAAAUAAAAAGUGUGGAAAUAGAAUCUUUGCUCCUCGAGUUAAGAUAAAUGAUUCUCAUAAAACCAUUAUUCUUGUUCUUAUGUUAUGAAUUUAGCCGAAGAAAUUCCUGCGCCAAUUUCGUCUUGCAGAAGCGUUCAACAUUUCCAAACAUUAACAGCUAGUCAAUUUUUCUGUUCAUAAAUUCACUCUUCUUCCGCUGCAGUAAGAGAAAGGAGAGAAAAUUGAUUCCAAUGGCAGAGAGUUCUUCAUCAUUCGUUGUGUCCACUUCUCCCACUAGGCAUGAUGUGUUUCUGAGCUUCAGAGGGGAAGACACGCGUGACAACUUCAUUAGUCACCUUUAUGCAGCGCUGCAGAGGAAGAACAUUGAAGCAUAUAUUGAUUACAGACUACAAAGGGGCGAAGAAAUUUCGCCUGCACUGGAAACUGCAAUAGAAGAAUCAAAGAUCUAUGUCCUCGUUUUCUCCGAAAACUAUGCAUCUUCGACGUGGUGUUUGAAUGAACUCACUAAGAUACUGGAUUGCAAAAAGAGAUAUGAAAGGGAUGUGAUACCAGUUUUCUACAAGGUGGAUCCAUCAACUGUGAGGAAGCAGGAAGAGAGAUACAAAGAAGCAUUCGAAGAGCAUGAACAGCGGUUUAAGGACGACAUGGACAGAGUGCAGAGAUGGAAGAACGCUCUAACCGAAGCUGCUGAACUCUCCGGUUGGGAUUCAAAAGUCACCAGGCCAGAAUACAAACUUGUUGAACAAAUUGUAGAAGAUAUUUUGAGAAAACUGAAUCGUUAUUCCAUUAUUAAUGAUCAACGAAUCGUCGGCACCGAAAAACAUAUUAGUGAAAUUAAGUCCUUGUUGCAUCUUGAGUCAUCAGAUGUUCGAAUCAUUGGAAUCUGUGGCAUGGGAGGAAUAGGUAAAACUACAAUUUCUAAGCAAAUAUAUCACGCAUUGGCAUUGCAGUUUGAUUCCAGCAGCCUUGUUUUAGACGUUCAAGAAAAACUACAAAGAGAUGGAAUAGACAAUAUCAGAAUAAAAUAUAUGUUUGAGCUUCUAAAUGAAACACCAUCCCCUCGUUUGUUAUACUACAAUGAAAGGCUCAAACGGACAAAGGUUUUCCUCAUUCUUGAUGAUAUUACCGAUUCAGCUCAAGUUAGAAGACUAAUGGAAGGGCUUGAUAGUUUUGGGCAGGGAAGUAGAAUCAUUAUGACCAGUAGAGACAGACAAGUGCUUAAGAAUGCUGGAGCUGAUGAUAUCUACGAACUUAAGGGGUUGAAUUUUUAUGAUUCUCUAAAACUUUUUAAUUUACAUGCUUUUAAACAAAAUUCUUCAGACGAAAGUACUUACAUGGACCUAUCAAUAAAGGUGUUGAGAUAUGCAAAAGGAAUUCCGUUAGUUCUCCGACUUUUGGGCUCAUUGCUUUAUGGCAGAAAAAGAGAAGCAUGGGAAAGUCAAUUGCAAAAGUUGAAAAAGUGCCAAGAUCUUAAAAUUUUUAAUGUACUAAAAUUAAGUUAUGAUGGGCUUGACGAGGAGCAGAAGAAUAUAUUUCUUGACAUAGCUUGCUUUUACAGAGGACACAACGAGAGUAUGGUAGUAAAAAUACUAGAUGAUUGUGGUUUCUCUUCUUUGAUUGGAAUGAAUAUUCUCAAAGAUAGGUGCCUAAUAUCUAUCUUGGAUGGUAGAAUUGUGAUGCACGAUCUAAUACAAGAAAUGGGUCAAGAGAUUGUUCGUAAAGAGUGUCCUCAGCAUCCUGCAAAACACAGCCGAUUGUUCAAGGCUGACGAAAUUCAUGAGAUUUUAAGAAAUAACAAGGGGUCAGAUGCAAUACAAUGUAUAUUACAAGAUGUAGACAAAAUGAAAAAAGUUAAAGUACAUGCAAAAGCUUUCAAAAUGAUGAACAAUCUUAGGAUGCUUGUGCUUUAUUCUUAUUCUCGGUUUUCGCAUUCAAAUGUGUUUCUUGAAUCAUCUCUAGUAAGUCUGCCCGACACUUUAAAGAUUCUUUAUUGGAUUGGUUUCCGACAAAAAUCUUUGCCACCGAAAUUUUGCCCACAAAAUUUAGUGAGACUCGAAAUGCCACGCUGCCAUCUUGAACAACUUUGGGAAGGAGAUCAGGUUUUUCAUGUUAUUUAUGUUCCUUUGUGUUUUAGACUUUUCAAGAUAAAAAUAAAAUCUACAAGCAUGUUUUCUACAUUGUACACCUACAAGUUUUCACAAUUCCUUUGUGUCUUCUUCACAUUAUUCAUUUUGAUAUUGUUUUUAUUAGAACCACACAAUUAUACAUAUAUCAUUAGAAUCAUAUUUAGCAUGCUUCUAAACAUAAUUAUAAAUCAAAGAGUUUGUAUAUGUUUGGUGCAUAUAGUCCAAUGUCCCAUGAUUGUAUUACCCAUAUUAUUAAUGAUAGAUAUCUCCUCAUAUUGUCCGACAUGCAUAAUAUACAGUAUUUCCACAUUGUCAUCUAUUAUUAGGAUAGUUCACAGUGUGAUCUUUUUGUGGCAGAGUUUACCGAAGUUGAAAAGGCUCAACCUGAGUUAUUCUCGAAAACUAACUAGAAUACCAGACCUUUCUCUGUCACCAAAUAUUGAAGAAAUAAUUCUCAGUAGCUGUCAGAAGUUGAUUAAUGUUCACUCUUCCAAAUUACUCAGCAAGCUCACUUGUUUAUGUUUAGAUAAUUGUUAUGAUCUGAAGAGUGUAACUAUUCCCAGCAAUAUUCUAUCUAGCUCACCAGGAUUGAUUCUUCUUUCCUCGUGUGACAAGCUUGAAAUGUUUUCAACCAGUCAACCUAAAUCACAUUUGAAAUUGAAGCGUCAACGUGGAACUUUCUCAAGAUCCCAUCGUAAGAAACUGGAGUAUCAACCUGGAACUUUCUCAAGUUUCCCCCGUUUGAAAAAACAGUUUCGAUUUUUCCGAAAAUCCUUUGUUAGUGAUGGUCUUGCUGAAUCUACUUUGGAGUCUUACUCAACAAUAUCCCUUUCCAUACCAAUUUUCUCAAUUAUUUUCAUGAGAUAUGAGGAAGAAGAAAAAGAAGUGACUAAUAAUAAUAUCUACGUAUAUGACGAAAGGCCGAUACAACUCACCGGAGGUGUGCCCUUAAACUAUCGAAGUCUCAAGAAGCUUUGUUUCAUAGAUCUCUCAAACUGUUCUUCCCUUACAAUAUUUCCAUUUGACCUUUCUGAGAUGAAAUUCCUAAAGCAACUUUGUCUCCGUGGCUGCUCAAAAUUGGAAACUUUCCCUGAGAUUGAGGACACGAUGGAAGAUUUAGCUGUUCUCGUCUUAGACAACACAGCCAUACAGGCACUACCUUCAUCCUUGUGGCGUUUGGUAGGGCUUCAAGAACUGAGUUUGCGAAGCUGCAGGAAUCUUGAGAUCAUUCCAUCUUCCAUUGGAAGCCUCACCAGACUAUGCAAGUUAGACCUUGCCUACUGUGAAUCACUUCAAACUUUUCCAAGCACCAUUUUCAGAUUGAAGUUGAAGAAACUUGAUUUGUGUGGCUGCUUAAGGCUGACGACCUUCCCAGAGAUCACAGAGCCAACACAAACUUUUGCUCACAUUAACUUAUCUGAAACGCUUAUCAAAGAACUGCCUUCCUCAUUUGGCAAUUUGGUGAAGCUUCGAUCCCUGCAGCUCAACAAAUGCACCGAUCUCGAGUCACUUCCAAACUCCAUUGUUAAUCUCUUAGAUCUCCGUAAACUUGACUGUUCGGGGUGUGUCAAAUUAACAGAAAUCCCAACACACAUAGGUCGAUUGACGUCAUUAAUGGAACUGUCACUGAGUGAGACCGGAAUCGUGAACCUUCCUGAGAGCAUUGCUCAUCUUUCGAGCUUAAAAUCGUUUGAUUUGAGCGAUUGCAAAAAGCUUGAAUGCAUCCCUCAGAUUCCACCGUGUCUAAACCAACUGGUGGCAUUGGAUUGCACAUCCAUUAGAAGAGUGAUGUCAAAUUCUCUUGUUCGAAACCUCUCAGAUUCCAAAGAGGGUGUCUUCCAAUUUCAUUUCACCAAUGCUCAACAACUGGAUUCCGGUGCUCGUGAGAACAUUGAGGAGGAUGCAAGGCUUAGGAUGACAGACGAUGCAUGUACGUCUGCGUGCUUCUGUUUUCCAGGGACUGAAGUUCCUAAUUGGUUCCCUUUUCGCAACGAGGGAGCUUCAGUGACUAUAAAUGAUGAUUUAAGAUUUUGCAGCGAUGAUAGGCUCAUUGGUUUCGCUCUGUGUGUGGUUUUUGGAAUGUUAGAUACAAAUGAUAUUGGAGGUAGACGUGGUUCUUUUCGUUACAGUCUAAAAUUUGAAUCCGAUGACGAUGGCACACAGAUUAUUCCAAAUAAUGAUUUGUUAAACAACUAUUUCGAAUGGAUUCAUAAAGACAGACUUCUUGAUCAAAAUCACACAUUCGUGUGGAAAUUUAACUUGGAGUCCCUAAGAAGGAGCGGCAUGAGCAUUAGGCUCUGUGAUGCUCGUAGCUUCACUUUUGAGAUCAGUCGGAAUGAUUAUGACUUUCAAUGGCCAAAUUACGACUCAUUUGUAUACGAGUUCAGAUCAGUUGUCACAAUAAAAGAAUGCGGCAUGUGCCCUCUUUAUAGCAGUGGAUGUGGAAGCAAUGUUGCACAGUCUUCGAGGGAAACAAAGGAAGAUAGGAAGAGGAACGCCGAAAGCUACCUUGUGAUGAAGGCAUUAACAAAUCUUGAGAAGCUGUAUUUGAAAGGGCAAUUGUCAAUUUUUCUGUUCAUAAAUUCACUCUUCUUCCGCUGCAGUAAGAGAAAGGAGAGAAAAUUGAUUCCAAUGGCAGAGAGUUCUUCAUCAUUCGUUGUGUCCACUUCUCACACUAGGCAUGAUGUGUUUCUGAGCUUCAGAGGGGAAGACACGCGUGACAACUUCAUCAGUCACCUUUUUGCAGCGCUGCAGAGGAAGAACAUUGAAGCAUAUAUUGAUGACAGACUACAAAGGGGUGAAGAAAUUUCACCUGCACUGGAAACUGCCAUAGAAGAAUCAAAGAUUUAUGUCAUUAUUUUCUCUGAAAACUAUGCAUCUUCCACUUGGUGUUUGAAUGAGCUCACUAAGAUACUGGAUUGCAAGAAGAGAUAUGGAAGAUAUGUGAUACCCGUUUUCUACAAGGUGGAUCCAUCAACUGUGAGGAAGCAGGAAGAGAGAUACAAAGAAGCAUUCGAAGUGCAUGAACAGCUGUUUAAGGACGACAUGGACAAAGUGCUGAGAUGGAAGAACGCUCUAACCCAAGCUGCUGAACUCUCCGGUUGGGAUUCAAAAGUCACCAGGCCAGAAUACAAACUUGUUGAACAAAUUGUAGAAGAUAUUUUGAGAAAACUGAAUCGUUAUUCCAUUAUUAAUGAUCAACGAAUCGUCGGCACCGAAAAACAUAUUAGUGAAAUUAAGUCCUUGUUGCAUCUUGAGUCAUCAGAUGUUCGAAUCAUAGGAAUUUGUGGCAUGGGAGGAAUAGGUAAAACUACAAUUUCUAAGCAAAUAUAUCACACAUUGGCAUUGCAGUUUGAUUCCACUAGCCUUGUUUUAGACGUUCAAGAAAAACUACAAAGAGAUGGAAUAGACAAUAUCAGAAUAAAAUAUAUGUCUGAGCUUCUAAAUGAAACACCAUCCCCUCGUUUGUCAUACUACAAUGAAAGGCUCAAACGGACAAAGGUUUUCCUCAUUCUUGAUGAUAUUACCGAUUCAGCUCAAGUUAUAAGAUUAAUGGAAGGGCUUGAUAGUUUUGGGCAGGGAAGUAGAAUCAUUAUGACCAGUAGAGAUAGACAAGUGCUUAAAAAUGCUGGAGCUGAUGAUAUCUAUGAACUUAAGGAGCUGAAUUUUCAUGAUUCUCUAAAACUUUUUAGUUUACAUGCUUUUAAGCAAAAUAAUUCACAAGAAAUUACUUACAUGGACUUGUCAGUAAAGGUGUUGAUAUAUGCAAAAGGGAUUCCAUUAGCUCUCCAGAUUUUGGGAUCAUUGCUUUAUGGCAGAGAAAGAGAAGCAUGGGAGAGUCACUUGCAAAAGUUGGAAAAGUGCCAAGAUCUUAAAAUUUUCGAUGUAUUAAAAUUAAGUUAUGAUGAGCUUGAUGAGGAGCAGAAAAAUAUAUUUCUUGACAUAGCUUGCUUUUAUAGAGGACAUGAAGAGACUGUAGUGGCAGAAAGACUAGAUGAUUGUGGUUUCUCUUCUAAGAUUGAAAUGGAUGUUCUCAAAGAUAAGUGCCUAAUAUCUGUUUUGGAUGGUAGAAUUGUGAUGCACGAUCUAAUACAAGAAAUGGGUCAAGAAAUUGUUCGUAAAGAGUGCCCUCAACAUCCUGGAAAACGCAGCCGAUUGUUGAAGGCUGAGGAAAUUUAUGAGGUUUUCAGAAAUAACAAGGGGUCAGAUGCAAUACAAUGUAUAUUAGCAAAUAUGAGCAAAAUGAAAGAAGUUGAAGUACAUGUACAAACUUUCGAAAUGAUGAACAAUCUUAGGAUGCUUAUGCUCUAUUCUUAUUGUGAUGAUCUCGAGGAAUCAAAUGUGUUUCUUGAAUCAUCUCUGGUAAGUCUACCAGACACUUUAAGGAUUCUUUAUUGGACCGGCUUCUAUCAAAAAUCUUUGCCACCAAAAUUUUGCCCACAAAAUCUAGUGAGACUCGAAAUGCCGCACUGCCAUCUUGAACAACUUUGGGAAGGAGAUCAGUAUUUACCGAAGUUGAAAAGGCUCAACCUGAGUGGUUCUAUGAAACUCACUAGAAUACCAGACCUUUCUCUGUCACCAAAUAUUGAAGAAAUAAUUCUCAGUAGCUGUGAGAAGUUGACUAAUGUUCACUCUUCCAAAUUACUCAGCAAACUCACUUGUUUAUGUUUAGAUAACUGUUAUGAUCUGAAGUGUGUAACUGUUCCCAGCAAUAUUCUAUCCAGAUCACCAGGAUUGAUUCUUCUUUCCUGGUGUUGCGAGCUUGAAAUGUUUUCAACCAGUCAAUCCAGAUUCCCUCAAGUGAAACUGGGGCGUCAACGUGAAACUUUCUCAAUAUUCCCUCGCGAUGAACCGGAGCAUCAACGUAGAACUUUCUUAAGACCCUCUUAUACGAUGGAGAGGGCUUAUACGAAUCAGGAGAGGGCGGUACAAGAUUAUUUCUCAACUUCCAGUGAAGUUUUCUCAAUUACUUUUGACAGAUAUGAGGAGGAAGAAAACGAAGUGACUGAUAAUAAUAAUGUAUACUCACAGAGUAAUGAAGUGUCCAGAAAACUCAUAGAAGGUGUGCCCUUAAACUUUCGAAGUCUCAAGAAGCUCUGUUUCAUAGAUCUCUUAAACUGUUCUUCCCUUGCAAUAUUUCCAUUUAACCUUUCUGAGAUGAAAUUCCUAAAGCAACUUUGUCUCCGUGGCUGCUCAAAAUUGGAAACUUUCCCUGAGAUUGAGGACACGAUGGAAGAUCUAGCGGUGCUCGUUUUAGUUGACACAGCCAUUCAGACACUACCUUCAUCCUUGUGGCGUUUGGUAGGGCUUCAAGAACUGAGUUUGAGCAUGUGCCGGUAUCUUGAGAUUAUUCCAUCUUCCAUUGGAAGCCUCACCAGACUGUGCAAGUUAGACCUUCGCUACUGUGAAUCACUUCAAACUUUUCCAAGCACCAUUUUCAAAUUGAAGUUGAAGAAACUUGAUUUGUGUGGUUGCUUAAGGUUGAGGACCUUCCCAGAGAUCACGGAACAGGCACAAACUUUUGCUCACAUUAACCUAAAACAAACGGCUAUCAAAGAACUGCCUUCCUCGUUUGACAAUUUGGUUAAUCUUCGAUCCCUGCAGCUCAACAAAUGCACCAAUCUCGAAUCACUCCCAAACUCCAUUGUUAAUCUGAAGAGUCUCUGUAAACUUGAUUGUUCGGGGUGUGUCAAAUUAACAGAAAUCCCAACAUACAUCGGUCGUUUGUCGUCAUUAACGGAACUGUCACUGAGUGAUACAAGAAUCGUGAACCUUCCUGAGAGCAUUGCCCAUCUUUCAAGCUUGAAAUCACUUGAUUUAAGUGACUGCAAAAAGCUAGAAUGCAUCCCACAGAUUCCACCAUUUCUGAAACAACUGGUGGCAUUGGAUUGCCCAUCCAUUAGAACAGUGAUGUCAAAUUCUCUUGUUCAAAACCUCUCAAACUCCAAAGAGAGUGUCUUCAAAUUUCAUUUGACCAACGCUCAACAACUGGAUUCAGGUGCUCGUGCUAACAUUGAGGAGGAUGCAAGGCUUAGGAUGAGCGACGAUGCAUAUACGUCUGUGUUGUUCUGUUUUCCAGGGAAUGCAGUUCCUGAAUGGUUCCGUUUUCGUGGGAAGGGACGUUCAGUGACCAUAAAUGAAGAUUUAAGCUUCUGCAGCGAUGAUAGGCUCAUUGGUUUCGCUUUGUGUGUCGUUUUUGGACUGUUGGAUACGAAUGAUGUUGAAGCUAGACGUGGUUAUUUUAGUUACAGCCUAAAAUUUGAAUCUGACGAUGAUGGAACACAGAAUAUUCCAAAUAAUGAUGUGUUAAAAAGCUUUUUCGAAUGGAAUGGUGAAGAGAGACCUGUUGAUGAAGAUCACACAUUGGUGUGGAAAUUUACGUUGGAGUCCCUAAGGAGGAGCGGCAUGAGCCUUAGGCUCAAUCGUGCUCGCAGCUUGAGUUUUGAGAUGAGUCCGUACGACUUUGACUUUCGGUGGCCAAAUUACGAGUCAGUUGUGGGAGAGUUCAAAUCAGUUGUGACAAUAAAAGAAUGCGGAAUAUGCCCUCUUUAUGGCAGCGGAGGCAAUGUUGCACAGUCUUGAAACUAGAUUAAGUUUAAAAUAUAGUGAUAGUUAGCAUUAGCAUCAAAAUUUUAAUCACACUUCUUGUAACAUAUUUUCUGUUAUUGCUUGAAAAUGAGUGAAAAUUGUAAAGUUA
Molecule: messenger RNA, 8882 nt
Organism: Vigna unguiculata (cowpea)
Lineage: Eukaryota; Viridiplantae; Streptophyta; Magnoliopsida; Fabales; Fabaceae
Product: TMV resistance protein N-like
Biological process (GO): signal transduction; defense response
Molecular function (GO): ADP binding
Source: RefSeq, a predicted model, not a curated record